AUGCCCUCUUUUGAAUCCAUCAAGGCCCGCUACGAGGCCGCUGGUCAAGACCAUGUUCUCAAAUUCUGGCCUGAGCUUACCGAUAGCGAAAAGGCAUCCUUGCUGGAGCAACUCGGUUCCCUCGACAUCGAACGCGUCAACCGCAUCUACAAAAAGGCUGUGUCCGCCGAGUCCACCAACUCGAGCGCAACCAGCGAUCUUAUCGAACCUUUGCCCAAGGGCGCGUCAGAGUCAAUCACUCGUGUAGAAUUGGCCAACGAAUGGAGGCGGAUUGGACUAGAAGCAGUUUCUAGAGGUGAAGUUGGUGCUCUGCUGAUGGCUGGAGGUCAAGGCACUAGACUGGGCAGUAACGCGCCCAAGGGUUGCUAUGACAUCGGACUACCCUCCCAUAAAUCUCUCUUCCAAUACCAGGCCGAGCGUAUCUCCCGCUUGCAGACUGUUGCCGAGCAAGAGUUUGGAAAGAAAGCGGGAACUGUCAUUGUCCCGUGGUACGUCAUGACCAGUGGUCCCACUCGUCGCGAGACAGAGAAGUUCUUCAAAGAGCAUGAAUAUUUUGGACUUGAUCGUCGUAAUGUCAUCUUUUUUGAACAAGGUACUCUUCCUUGUCUGACAAUAGAAGGCAAACUCCUUCUAGAUACUCCUAGUAGUGUAGCCGUUGCCCCAGAUGGUAAUGGCGGACUAUAUGCAGCUACACGUUCCCCUCUCGGAGCUGGUGACAAGUCCCAUACCGUCCUCAAUGAUUUGGCUCGGCGAAAGAUCCUUUACGUCCAUGCGUACUGCGUGGACAAUUGCCUCGUUCGCGUUGCUGAUCCUGUAUUCAUUGGGUUCGGCAUCUGGAAGCAGGCAGACUGUGCUGCGAAGGUUGUGCCGAAGGCAUCGCCUACCGAAUCAGUCGGUGUUGUUGCCUGCAAAGGUGGCCGUUUCAGUGUUGUCGAGUAUUCCGAGAUUUUGAAGGAGCAGGCCGAGCGCCGUGAUGCCGACGGCGAACUGGUGUUCAGAGCUGGUAACAUUGUCAACCACUUUUACACCACGGCAUAUCUGAACCAGGUCGAAAAGUUCGAAGAACAGAUGGCAUUCCACAUUGCUCGUAAAAAGAUUCCUCAUGUGGAUCUUGCGACUGGCCAAACCGUGAAGCCGACUAAACCCAACGGCAUGAAACUCGAAAUGUUCGUGUUCGACGUCUUCCCGUACACAGAACGCUUUGCUGUCCUCGAAGUGGAACGCAAGCAGGAAUUCAGUCCAUUGAAGAACGCACCUGGGACCGGAUCCGAUGACCCAGAGACCAGCCGCCGCGAUCUUCUAGCACAACACAAGUACUUCUUGGAGAAGGCCGGGGCUAAAGUCAAGGAUAGCGUAGAGAUUGAAAUGUCUCCUAUCGUCAGCUACGCCGGUGAAGGUCUGGAGAGCACGCAAGGCAAAAUCUUUUCCAAAUCAGGAAUUGCUUCGUCGCUAGAGGAAUUGGAUGCUCUUGUGUAA
Molecule: messenger RNA, 1476 nt
Organism: Lentinula edodes (shiitake mushroom)
Lineage: Eukaryota; Fungi; Basidiomycota; Agaricomycetes; Agaricales; Omphalotaceae
Product: UDP-N-acetylglucosamine diphosphorylase
Exons: 2
Coding region: 1-1476 (491 amino acids)
Biological process (GO): UDP-N-acetylglucosamine biosynthetic process
Molecular function (GO): UDP-N-acetylglucosamine diphosphorylase activity
Source: RefSeq, a predicted model, not a curated record